AUGGACACGAAGCUGAUACGCAACCUCCUCCACCAGGCACCACUUGUCAUGCAGCUGGCAGAGAUUGAACGACAGCAGGUCGAAGAGCUGAGAAAGGAAGUCGAACGCCUUCGCAAAGAUAAGGCACGUCUCAAGCGAAAGUUGGUCAUCGAUGAACAGAAGGAAGACGACGAUGAGGAGUAUGAAAGCGAAGAAGAACAAGAAUUCCAAGCCGCAGAACAUCACCACAAAUCUGCGUUCGAGUCACAAGGUGUUUUCCAGGCUGAUUCCGACAAACCCAAGAAAAAAUUGCGCCGGGUUGACCAACGGCGAAGCCACCAGCCGCCGACUGCCUCCUCCCGCUCACCCUUGCCCCAGCCCACCAAUCGCUAUGCGCUCCGAAGCCGCACCCCGGUCUCGACAGCCACCAGGGUCAGCACAGACGUGGCAUCCGGAGGGGACAAGGUCCGCUACAUCAUCUUGAAGGAUAUUAGGUCACGGGACCUUCAGCGGCCACCAUUCAAGGACGACAAGGUGCCCAAAGGCAAGCCCAAAGCAUCAGAUUACGAGACACACACCUGCAGGAUGAUCGUGCGCGCAUGCCGUUUCUAUAGCGUGCUGGUCUGUACAGAGGACCCCUUUCCCGAUGACGACAAGCAGGUGAUGUGGGCAGAUAAGGCAUGGUUGUCGAUCUGCGAAGAAGUGCAGGUCUAUUACCGGUUGACAGACCAUGUGGAGCAGAUUAUUGUUGAACGGAACUCACAUGCUUGCAGCGCCCUUCGGGACCUCAUCCGCCCCUGGAUAGAGAAGAAUGUCCGAAUCGCAAACAUUGCUACCUAUACGCAACUUCUCGACCUCAAUGCCGACGAGCCACAUCCUGUCUUCCAUUAUCAGGACACCAUGGCUCCCUCCGGCUUCGCUUUACACCCCAUCAUCCAGAAGGCCAUUCAGAAGAACUGGUUCUCCGACGCCACAGGGCUUGGCGUCAGAUAUAGUACUUACUUCUCCCCGAUCCGCAAUGUGACGCUGGCGCUCCUCUUUAUGACGAUCGAGUUUUGCCUCGAUCAGUGGGAGACCAGGAUAUUCAAUUCACGCCUCCAGUUCACUGAGAAGCUUUACAAGCCAAAAUACGACAAGCAUCUCCGUGCAAUCCAGGAGUGGCGCGAGAUUGACGAGGAAAUCACUUUGGCAACUAUGCAAGAGUUGCAUGACCGUGCAAGGCGAGCUUCGGGUGCCGCACCACUUGUUGCCCCUGUGGUCGUCGGUCUCUCCUCAUCAUCACGCGAUCGUCUCCGGCUGGAGCUCGAACAGACCUCUGUCGCAAACCGAUUUUUUCCUGAUGCUCCACCCACCCCUGCCAUACCUGCCGCACCCAUCGAGGAGGUCCUCCAUUCGCGCAGCCCCUCCCCCGUAUCCCCACCCGCUGUCGUCCACGACCUCCCCGCUGACGCCAUCCCCACCCCUUUCCGUCCCAGGCGCCCCGCCCCCGCUAACCCUUCAUCCCGUUCCCCAUCGCCCCCCGCUGCCUUCCCAACCAUCGCACCAUCGCCGUCCCGCUCCAUCACCUUCCUCUCCGGGGCCUACUUCAACCUCAUUGAUCCUGGCUUGAACAUUGGCCUCUGGUACCCGCCAGCGCCCUCGUCACCGCUCACGGAGCCAGACUUGGAGUUGAACGAUCGGGACGAUCGUGCUUAG
Messenger RNA from Dichomitus squalens LYAD-421 SS1, 1674 nucleotides. RefSeq lists its product as uncharacterized. The coding region runs from base 1 to 1674 and encodes 557 amino acids. The record is from RefSeq and is a predicted model, not a curated record. The transcript is spliced from 14 exons. Lineage: Eukaryota; Fungi; Basidiomycota; Agaricomycetes; Polyporales; Polyporaceae.